Molecule: messenger RNA, 672 nt
Organism: Micromonas commoda
Lineage: Eukaryota; Viridiplantae; Chlorophyta; Mamiellophyceae; Mamiellales; Mamiellaceae
Exons: 1
Coding region: 77-643 (188 amino acids)
Source: RefSeq, a predicted model, not a curated record
UAACGCCGCGACGACGACGGUCGGGAGCACCCCACCGCCGUCCGCGGCGAAGCAGCCCGCGGCGGAUCCGCCGGAGAUGAGGGCGCCCGUCGGGGGGGACGACGGACGAUUGAACGAGGCGGAGCGACGGACGGCGCCGGCGCCGGUCGAACCCACGCCGGCGUCGCCCGUGGUGUUUGCUCGCUCGCGGACGACGACACGCGACGACGAUGACGACGACGAUGACAAGAGGACGGUCCCGGUUCCGGCGCGGUCCCAACGCGGGGUCGGUUCCCCGGGGCUUGUCGACUCGCCAACGCCGGCGAACCUGGCGUUUGCGCGGUCCCGGCCCGGGGGUCGCGCCGCUCCGCAUCUCACCUCGGUCCCUCCUCCCACGGCGGCGGCGGCGAAGGAACCGGGUCCGGCGACGAAUGACUCCUCGGAACCGGGUCGGGUCGCAGUCUCGGGUUUGUCGCGUUCACGCCGGGGCGCCGGCGCGAGCGAGGGUCCGACGACGACCCCGGCGGACAGGCCGGCGGCCGCGGCGAAUAAGUGGGGCGCCGUGAAGGGGAAGGUUGUCGCGCCGAGGACCCCGGGGGUGGCGGAUGUGGCCGUGCGAGUGGUGGCGGAGAUGGCGCGAUCCAGGCGUCCGGCGAAGGACUAACUUUUCUUCGACGAUUGAUUCAUUCUACC